This is a messenger RNA of Oldenlandia corymbosa var. corymbosa, 666 nucleotides long. Lineage: Eukaryota; Viridiplantae; Streptophyta; Magnoliopsida; Gentianales; Rubiaceae. The record is from the annotation of a GenBank genome assembly.
AUGACUUAUAUGGUGAGAAACGAGUUGUGUACGAGAGGUGCAACAUUAUGCUCUUUUGCAACACUAAGGCAAUCCUUAAGUAAGGUUUUGACCCGAUUUCAUCCUCUGGCUGGAAGGCUUUCAGAUGAGAACGAUUUCACCGUAGAUUGCAACGAUUCUGGGGCUUUAUUUGUUGAGGCUAAGAUUCAGGCCAAUCUGGCUGAGGUUAUUACAGAGCCGAGCAUGGAUGAACUGAAGCAGUUUCUGCCACUUGGGCCAACUGAAACUAAUGUCCUCCUAGCGAUUCAGCUCAACGUGUUUGAUUGUGGUAAACUUGGGGAUGGAGCCUCAUUGGUGAAUUUCAUGCAUUCAUGGGCUGCAGUAACUUUCCAUGGGCGGCGAUGUAGCUUCGGGUUUGAUUUCAAACCAUCCACUGAUCGGAUUUCGAAAGAAGAAAAGAUCGUCUCCAAACGGGUCGUGUUCGACAAAGAGAAGCUGGCGAAACUCAAGUCCUCUGUUCCUGAAUCCCAAGUGACGGAUCCGACCCGAGUCGAGGCUGUUUCUGCAUACUUUUGGAGGCAUUUCAUGGAUGUCGCAAAAGCCCAAAAUCCUAACAAGAAGAUGGCAGUUGUGGCGACCCAUGUUGUGAAUUUGAGGCCCAGAAUGGAUCAAUCUCUUCCGGAUUAA